Messenger RNA from Sander lucioperca (pikeperch), 1821 nucleotides. RefSeq names its product homer scaffold protein 3b (gene homer3b). Gene Ontology annotation, molecular function: G protein-coupled glutamate receptor binding. The transcript is spliced from 11 exons. Gene Ontology annotation, biological process: G protein-coupled glutamate receptor signaling pathway; regulation of store-operated calcium entry. The record is from RefSeq and is a predicted model, not a curated record. Gene Ontology annotation, cellular component: dendrite; postsynaptic density; cytoplasm. The coding region runs from base 463 to 1563 and encodes 366 amino acids. NCBI's taxonomy places the organism in Eukaryota, Metazoa, Chordata, Actinopteri, Perciformes, Percidae.
AGAGUUGAAUGGGAUCCCAGUGUGAUUUGGCACAGAGGCGGGAGGGGAGCACAGCACAAGUCCUGGAUGAGGUUUGAGCCAAAAGCACUCUGGUGCCCGACUUUUAUCGACAUACCUCCGUCUGUCUGGCCCGCAGAACUGAGCCAAACGAUUCACGGUGCGUAAUUACGCACAGGGACGAUAUAUCCGUGGUUGUUCGCCGUGGAAAGCUGCGGACAAAGGAAGGCAGACAGGCUGGAGUACAACAGCUGAUUUGAGAAGAGAGGAGUACUGUUGGAGGGGUAACGGGAGAAAUCUGGAGUCGGAAGUGAUUUGUCUUUUUUCCCCAGGAUUUUGGGGAAGAAGCGAAUCAGUUUGCAAACCGAGGAGAAAAGGACAGAAAGUGGAGUGGUGAGUGGAAUCAGUUCCCCAAACAACAUCCAGAUUCUCGGAGCAUGGGAGAAGUUGUCUGUGAGCUGUAAAAUGUUCCCGCUACACCGAGAGAGGGAGCAGCCCAUCUUCAGCGCCAGAGCUCAUGUCUUCCAGAUCGACCCGGCCACUAAGCGCAACUGGCUGCCGGCCAGCAAACACGCCGUCACUGUGUCCUUCUUCUACGAUGCCAGCCGUAGUGUCUACCGCAUCAUCAGUGUUGGCGGGACAAAGGCCAUCAUCAACAGCACCAUCACCCCCAACAUGACCUUCACCAAAACCUCCCAGAAGUUUGGCCAGUGGGCAGACAGCAGGGCCAACACCGUCUAUGGCCUGGGCUUCUCCACGGAGCAGCAGCUGCAGCAGUUUGCAGAGCAGUUUAAGGAGGUGAAGGAGACGGCCCGUCUGGCUAGAGAGAAAUCUCAGGAGAGGUUUGAAUUAGCCAACCCUGCGCUCAACAUUGCAGCUCCAGAGCUCUCCCAGGAGUUGUCGGAGGAUCGUCAUUCUCCGCCGCUGCUCGCAGUCAAUGGGCCGGGCGAGGAAAAGCUGUUUCGCAGCACAAGUGCCGAAGUGGAGCUAACGGCAGAGAAGGAGAGGGUCAAAAAGAUGUUGUCUGAAGGGUCAAUGUGUGAGAUAAACCUGGAGGCUGAACUCUUCACCCUGCAGGACAGUAACUCCAAGUUGGUGGAAGCACUGCAGGAAGCCAACAGCAGCGUGGAGCAGUGGAAGAAACAACUGGCUGAAUACCAGGAGGAGACCGAUCGCCUCAGAGACCAGGUGGCAGAGCUUGAGGCCCAGCUGGGGCAUCCUGCUGCAGGGCAGACUGCUAGAGAGGAGCUGACUCGCUCACUGGAGGAGCUGGAAGCCCUGCUGAGCGCCAAAGAUCAGGAAAUUCACAAUCUACAAAGCAAGAAAACCGAUGUGGGUGAGCUGGAGAAAGAGAGAGAGGAGGCCAUGCAGAGACUCCAGGAUCUAGAGAGACGAAACUGUGACUUGGAGAAUCGUGUCCAGAGUGCUGAAAAGACGCUGGCAUCUAACCGGGAGGAGCAGGACCAGGCAGAGGUUGAGGUCCGACACAUCAUCGACGUUCUGGACGUCAAAAUUGCCGACCUGAACGACCUGAGACAGAGCCUGGCAAAACUCAUCGACAAAUAGCCACAGCAGCAGUUGGGCUGCAUCUCCGCAAUCAGCACUUGUUCCACCCAUGCGGCCUUGAUUUGUGUUUUACUGGUUUAUGAGCAGAGCAACAAUCAAAGCAAUAUGGUGGGAAACGGUAGAGGUUUAUGGAUCUGUGUUUUUAAGAUCAGUGCAGGUAAACAGCAGGUAUCAGAAACAAAAUAAAAAAUCAUUGUCCCAUUCAUACUGCAAUCUUGGUGGAUGUCAUUAUCAUAAACAGUUGACAGUGUGGUCUAA